AAGACUAAAGAAAAAGCCCAGAGUAAGUGACAGAGACAUCAAUGGUUUAAGGGAUAGCGGGAUCUUAUCCAAGGUUGUAUACCCUACUGUGCAGAGACAGUGGGAGGGACACGACAGCAGUCUUCACUACUCAGGGAAAAAGAGGCUACCAUCAACAGGGGGAAGAGACGUCAGGUUGGCUCCGUUACCAGAGAGGCCAGCACCUGGGGCAAGGGGCAAGCACACGGGCUGUUAAUUGGGCCCUAUAAUAAGAGAAGUAGAUAGUCACGAGAGAGAAGCAGGGCCUGGUUAUGCAGAAAGCAAGAGAACAGCCAUCUUGAGUGGCCUGACUAUAUACUCCUUUCCUACACCCAUGCAUAAUUCUUACAGUCUGUGUCCACCCAUCUUCCCGGAUACCCCUGGAGUCAGGUAUGUAGAGAUACAUGGAAACCAUAUACCACACAUACAGAAUUGAGGAACUGUAGCUAAAGAGUAUUGAGAGGCCAAGGGAUGGACAAUUUGGGGGUCACAAGCUUAACAAGUCAAUUUUUCAUGGAAGUCCAGAAGAGGACGACAGUCAUCUCGCUUUAGCCACUCAGCAAUCAUACUUGUUUUGCAGUGAAGCCACCUGUUCAUGAACAGAUUCCCUCUGUUCAGACUAAGGAUGAAAUGCAAGAUGUUUAACAGGCACAAUACAGGGGAGAUCACGACCACUAAGCAAAAUGCAAGCAGUAACAGCCUUCUGAGACAACGUCACCCUGCCUGUGGUUUUCAUCCUGGCCUGCAGGACCAUCUUGCCUGUCCACCCACAGUGCUGACAGCUGGUGCUGAAUACUGGAGAAGCGAUGUGACAGACGCCAUGUUCAAAAUGGGUUGUAAAGCAGCAGAGACAACUUGCAACAUCAAUAACACAUUUGGCCCAGGAACUGCUAAUGAAUGUACAUUGCAGUGGUGGGUCAAGAAGUUUUGCCAAGGAGAUGAGAGCCUUGAAGAUGAGGAGUGCAGUGGCCAGCCAUUGGAAGUUGACAGUGACUGACAGAGAGGAUCAUUGCAGCCAAUCCUCUCACAACUACACGAGAAGUUGCCGAAGAACUCAGUGUCGACCGUUCUUCAGUUGUUCGGCAUUUGAAGCAAAUCGGAAAGGUGAAAAACCUCAAUAAAUGGGUGCCUCAUGAGCUGCCCGAAAAAAGAAAACAAUCGUUGUUUUGAAGUGUUGUCUUCUCUUAUUUUAUGCAAAAGCAAUGGACCAUUUCUCGAUAGGAUUGUUAUAUGUGAGAAAAAGUGGAUUUUACAAGACAACCUGAGAUGAUCAGCUCAGCUGCUGGAUCCCACUUUGCAUAUCCCAAAGCCAAAGUGCACUAAAAAAAGGCCAUGGUCACUGUUUGGUGGUCUGCUGCUGGCCUGAUCCACUAUAGCUUUCUGAUCCUGGCAAAACCAUUACAUCUGAGAAGUAUGCUCAGCAAAUCGUUGAGAUGCACCAGAAACUGCAACGCCUGUAGCCAGCAUUGGUCAACAGAAUGGGCCCAAUUCUUCUCUGCAACAACGCCUGACCACACAUCCCACAACCAAUGCUUCAAAAGUUGAAUGAAUUGGGCUACAAAGUUUUGCCUCAUCUGCCACAUUCACCUGAUCUCUUGCCAACCAACUAACACUUCUUCAAGCAUCUCAACAAAUUUUUGCAGGG
This is a messenger RNA of Odocoileus virginianus texanus, 1663 nucleotides long. The record is from RefSeq and is a predicted model, not a curated record. Lineage: Eukaryota; Metazoa; Chordata; Mammalia; Artiodactyla; Cervidae.